CACCAGUCACCACCAGCCACACGCCCAACACAAGCACAGAGGCAUUUACCGAGAAGGAAAACAGAAGGCGCAGCAAUGGCAGCUCUCAGCUCCACGGCCGUGGCCAUUGCCAUCCUUGCACUCGCGACCGUGGCCGGCGCUGCUCUAGGGACGGCAACGACGAAGAAGCCCGUGAUCUACAUCUUCGGCGACUCGAUGUCGGACGUCGGCAACAACAACUACCUCCUCCUCUCCAUCGCCAAGUGCAACUACCCCUGGUACGGGAUCGACUACGAAGGUGGCUACCCCACCGGGAGGUUCACCAAUGGCCGGACCAUCGGAGACAUCAUGGCUGCCAAGUUCGGCGUCCCACCGCCGCCGCCGUUCCUCUCCCUGUACAUGACCGACGACGAGGUCCUCGGCGGCGUCAACUUCGCGUCCGGUGGGGCAGGACUUCUCAACGAGACCGGCAUUUACUUCGUCGAGUACCUGUCGUUCGACAACCAGAUAUCGUACUUCGAGCAGAUCAAGAACGCCAUGAUCGGCAAGAUCGGCAAGAAGGCCGCCGAGGAGGUGGUCAAUGGCGCAAUCUUCCAAAUCGGACUUGGGAGCAACGACUACGUCAACAACUUCUUGCGGCCGUUCAUGGCGGACGGCUUGGUGUACACCCACGACGAGUUCAUCGGCCUCCUCAUGGACACCAUCGACCAGCAGCUCACGAGGCUGUACCAUCUCGGGGCGCGUAAUGUCUGGUUCACGGGGCUCGCGCCGCUCGGCUGCAUCCCGUCGCAGCGCGUCCUCUCGGACAACGGCGGGUGCCUUGAAGACGUGAACGGGUACGCCGUUCAGUUCAACGCCGCGGCCAAGGACCUGCUCGACAGCCUCAACGCCAAGCUCCCCGGCGCGCGCAUGUCCCUCGCCGACUGCUACUCCGUCGUCAUGGAGCUCAUCGAGCACCCCAAGAAAUACGGUUUCACGACGUCGCACACGUCGUGCUGCGACGUGGACACGUCGGUGGGGGGCCUGUGCCUGCCGACGGCGGACGUCUGCGACGACCGCAGCCAGUUCGUGUUCUGGGACGCAUACCACACCUCCGACGCGGCCAACCAGGUCAUCGCCGGCUACCUCUACGCCGACAUGGUGAGGGCCGGCGACGUGCAGCAGGACAACACCACCGUCUCCGGCGCGCCUAGCGUUGUCCGGUCACCACGCCCGGUGCCGCCUUCCCGGCCCGCGGUGCGUGGCGGCAACACCACCUCCGCCCCCAGCGCCGCGCCGGACGCGCGGCCUGUGCAUGGCAAUGGCACCACCUCCGGGGCCCGCGCCUCGCCCGCUGCGACGCCUGUGAAUGGCAAUGGCACCACCUCUGCGCCUCCCGUCGUCGGAUCAUCCUCCCACGCCGCGCCGCCUCCCCAGCCUUGAACAAUACGAUCAGGCAGACAGACCCUGUGCCACCAUGGCAACAUCGACACAUUUUUGCGUUUCGUUCAUCUCCACUAUACGUCCAUACCAAACAUGUACUCGGACACUCGGUGAGUUAAGUCAAAUUAAUCAAAGCAGAUAUCGGAUUAUGCUAGAACA
Hordeum vulgare subsp. vulgare (domesticated barley) is the source of this 1560-nucleotide messenger RNA. Its product is annotated as GDSL esterase/lipase At5g37690-like. Lineage: Eukaryota; Viridiplantae; Streptophyta; Magnoliopsida; Poales; Poaceae. The coding region runs from base 76 to 1401 and encodes 441 amino acids. The record is from RefSeq and is a predicted model, not a curated record. Gene Ontology annotation, molecular function: hydrolase activity, acting on ester bonds. The transcript has 6 exons.